AUGAAGGAUGUGUUGACCGCCAUCCUCUUCAUCAUGUUGAUGGUCCUUCCGAGCCAUGGCGCUUUUGGGGUUGAGCUCUUCGGUGCCGGCUCGCCCGAGGUGGCCCUCGCCUUCUCGACCCUGGCCGAAGACUACCUCUUCACCCGAGACGACGUCAGUAUCAAGUACUCCGAAAUGGGGACGAGCAGCGUGUUGACCGCCUACGGUGAAGGGUUGGUGGACUUUGCGAGCUUUGACCGGGCGGUGCCGGCCGACUUGGUGGCCAAGUUCGGUGACUAUGUGCAGUUCCCCAUCGUCGGGGUGGCCCUCACCAUGGCCUACCGCCUUUCCGAGUUCAAUGCCUCCGACCCCAACAUCACACUGGACAGGGAGACGCUGGGCCGGAUAUGGUCGGGCUCGAUCUCGUCGUGGAACGAUUCGGCCAUUCAGCAGCUGAACCCGCUCCUGGCAGCGCGUCUGCCCAACAGACCCAUCCAGCUGGGUCUGGUCGACGACAGCGCACUCUCGGUCUCGCAGAUCGCCAAGAUCGGCCUCUCCAGCUUCUCCGCCGAGUUUGCGGGCGCGCUCGCGGCCGCCAACAACACCUUCGCCCUCAUGGCCCCGCUGUUCGGCGGCCGCGCCACCGUCUUGUCCACCAACACCUCCGCUCGCACCAAUUUCCUCAAGAACACGGAUGGCGGGAUGACCUUCAUUACGUAUCCGGAGGCGGUGGCCGAGGGCCUGCGGUGGGCCAACAUGAUCAACCUCGCCGGCCAGGAGGUGGCGCCCGGCCCCGACGCGGUGCGGGCCGCCAUGCAGGACUUCACGCCGGCCUACAACGCGGGCCAGUUCGCGGUGGACAUCGUCGAUGGCAACGGCUCGGCGUCGUGGCCGCUCGCCUUCACCUCCUACUUCUCGCUGUCGCGCAACAUUACAGCCGUAGACUGUACCAACGUCGAGGAGCUCCUCAACUGGCUCGCCUGGGUGCUCACCAACGACGCAGCCGAUUCGGCGCUGCGGAAGGUCAAGUUUGCGCCGCUGGACACUGUGCUGGCGACGAAGCUGCUGGCGCUGAUGAACACGGUUCAGUGCAACAGCGAGCAGGCCUACGUGACGUCGUACAUUGUCGGUACCGGGCCGGCGAUGCCGAUCUACACUUCGUGGUCCGUGGCCUACGCGGCCGAUGACGUCGACGUCAAGUACUACACCGACGACGACGCCACGGCCAAGCAGCAGCUGGUUGACUACGACGAGGACUUUGCCGCUUCGAGCAACGGCCUGGCCGCGGCCUGGCGCGACAAGAUGCCCGACGCGGCGCUGAUGCCUGUGAUCGCCUACGCGAUCGUGCCGGGCUACCACCUGCCGGAGCUCGUAGGGCUGACCGAGCCGCUGGUGCUCAAUUUCGACACCCUGGCGGCCAUCUACGAGAACAACCUCACCAUGUGGGACGACGAGCGCAUCAAGGCCAUCAACUCGGCCGUGGUGGCUGCCGCGCUUCCGCACCAGGCAAUCGUGGUCAUCACCGAGUCCAUCGACUCGGCCGUCACGCACCUAUUCACCUCCGUCCUGAGCGCCACCGUCCCCGAAUUCAACGCCACGGUCGGUACGGGCACGCUGGUGAACUUCCCGGUGCUGGCCGCAGGCAAUCGCUCCAUCACCACGGCCAGCCCGACGGGCGUCAUCGACGAACUCGUGGCCACGCCCUAUUCGUUCGCCUUCUGGGACCUCUAUGACAUCACGCUCUCGAGGAGCGUGAGCGCGGCGUCGCUGAUCAACACCUCGGGCAAUACAGUUGCGGCCAACGUCGACUCAGUGGUGAGCGCCAUCAAUGACUACCUCGCCUCGAGCGCCACCCACGCCUUCGACACCCUCUCGCUAGGUGGCGAAGGCGCGGGCAGCUGGCCGCUGGCGGCCUUCGGCUCGUUCUUGUACCGGUCGACCAGCAUGACCGACUGCGUCAAAGCGGCCGCCCUGGCCGACUUCCUCUUGUGGACCCAGACCUCGGCCACCUCGCUCCGCAUCGCCAAACGGCAGGGAUUUGUGCUGGCUUCGUCCGAUGCCGAGCUCAAGAAGCGGUUCUUCGAUCAGCUCAAGGCGUUCACCUGCGCCGGCGUGCCGGUGAGCAGCGUCUACGGCUGCAUCUCCGGCAGCGGCUCCGAACUGUGCUCUGGCUUCGGCUCGUGCGUGAGCAACUCGUGCCUGUGCAAUAGCGGCCGCGAGGGCCAGUACUGCCAGCUGGUCUCUUCAUCAUCGGCCGCCGACUCGCUGGCGGUCAUUCUCGGCGUCGUGCUGCCCGUGGCGGCCGCCAUUGCGCUGCUCCUGUGUCUAGUGGCGGUGGCUGCGUGGUACUGGGCGCGCCUGCGCCGCGGGGGCCGCGAUGACUGGGAAAUCAACUACGACGAGCUCGAGGUGGGCGAUCUGCUCGGAUCGGGCGGCUACGGCGAGGUCCACCGGGCCAUGUGGAAGGGCACCGAAGUGGCGGUCAAGGUCAUCGCCUCGGAAAAGAUCACCAAGGAGAUGGAGAAGAACUUCAAGGAUGAGGUGCAAGUUAUGACGGCGCUGCGGCAUCCCAAUGUGGUGCUCUUCAUGGCCGCCUCGACUAAGGCACCCCGCAUGUGCAUCGUCAUGGAGUACAUGGGCCUCGGCUGUCUCUAUGAGCUAUUGCACAAUGAACUCAUUCCCGAGAUUCCAUUCCCGCUGAAAGCCAAGAUGGCCUACCAGGGCGCCAAGGGCAUGCACUUCCUCCAUUCCUCGGGUACCACCAUCACCACUGCAAAUCCAUAA
Molecule: messenger RNA, 2763 nt
Organism: Acanthamoeba castellanii str. Neff
Lineage: Eukaryota; Discosea; Longamoebia; Acanthamoebidae
Product: phosphate ABC transporter, phosphatebinding protein PstS, putative
Exons: 13
Coding region: 1-2763 (920 amino acids)
Biological process (GO): protein phosphorylation
Molecular function (GO): protein kinase activity; ATP binding
Source: RefSeq, a predicted model, not a curated record